CAAAAGCCAUUGGAUGGAACCUUUUUCUUCUAACCGUCAUGAUGGAACACAGAUCUCGCAUAAGAUCUGCCUCGAGCGGGAAAUCUCAUAGAUACCCGAACCCCUGCGUUCCUCCCUUCCCUCCAUGAAGCAAACCUCUUUGAAGCUUCUAAAAGCCUCAGCAUACCAUAUUUCCAAAAGACCAACGCCCCAGCUUAGCGUCAAACUCCGUUGCAACAUCAGCAUGCAAUCCGUCAAGAACACCGUCGCCGAAAACCUCGGCCAAGUCGUCCCUGGUAACGCACUCACACCGAAAGACUCCCAACUCUCCCUCGAGCAAGUCCCCGAUCUUUCUGGCAAGGUCGCCGUCGUGACUGGCGGCUCCGAAGGCAUCGGGUAUGGUUGCACACAUACUCUCCUUACGCACAACAUCUCCAAGCUCUUUGUCCUCUCGAAAGCUGAAGACAUCGUCUCAGACGCGAUCAAUGCCAUCAAAAGCGAGAUGGGCGAAACCGCCGCAAACAAAGUCGAGUGGAUGCAGUGCGAUUUGAGUGACUGGGAGGCUGCGGGCAAGACGGCGUUCGAGAUCGCGAAGAGGACGGAUAGGCUGGACAUCCUGAUCAACAACGCCGCAAGGGGAAUCAUGACGGCGCAGCUGGCGAAGAACGGCGUGGACUUGCACAUGGCUACCAACCACAAUGGCCAUGUGGUGCUGACAAGCCAUCUGCUCCCGCUGCUGAAAGAAACGGCGAAGAAGGGCGACAAGGUCCGGAUCGUCAAUCUCGGGUCUAACGCGCACCAGAACGCGCCGAAAGAGACCAAAUUCGAAAGCCUAGAAGAGCUGAACAAGGACUACGGCCCGAUGGCACAGUACGGCCGCACCAAGCUCGCCUCCAUCCUAUACGCGAAGUACCUCAACCGACACCUGACCUCGCAGGAGCCGAAUAUCCUCGCAAACGCCACGCAUCCGGGCAUCGUCGAGACGCGGCAGUCUUCCGAGCAUAUAAAAGAACCAUAUCCUCUUGGCGGAUAUUUGAUGAGCCAUGGGCUGGCGCCUUUCAAAAAGGACCAGUUCGAAGGAGCGGUUUCCACAAUGUAUGCAACCGCGGCGGAGAAGAGCGAUCUAUAUCUCUGCCCGCCGGCGAUAGUAGAGCAAGGCAGCCCGCAGGCGAAUGAUAAUGAGCUUGGAGAGAAGCUGAUGGAUCUCACCUGGAAGAUCGUGAAGGAGAAGACGAAAGCAGCACAGGAAGGCUGUCCGUUCGAAGAAUACUAGAAUGAUAGAUUGGGUAGACAUUACCGAA
Molecule: messenger RNA, 1280 nt
Organism: Trematosphaeria pertusa
Lineage: Eukaryota; Fungi; Ascomycota; Dothideomycetes; Pleosporales; Trematosphaeriaceae
Product: retinol dehydrogenase 12
Exons: 1
Coding region: 125-1252 (375 amino acids)
Source: RefSeq, a predicted model, not a curated record